AAGCGUUUGAAUUAGUCCAUUACUAACACUCGCCGUAAAAACAUCGCCCAUCAGCAGCGUGGCAAGGUGUCUCGUGCCGUGGGUCAAUUUCCGCGCUGGGGUUUGACCUUCAACCUCAAGUCUUCGUCGCGUCCUUGUCCUUGUCGUCUGGAUCGAUUUCGGUUUUAAUAGCCCAUCGAGAACUGUUGCACUCCACAAGUGUUUCAGGGGGGAAUUUUGGACACAUUUCGAGAAGUGGCAGGUCAGUGAUUCAGCACAAAUUCGGUCUUAUCAGGCCAAUAUUUACGCCUCGGUUGGUAAAGUGCGGUUCACCGUAAACUGUUGGCCGCUUCCUCAUGAAUGAUUUCAAACAAGAGAAGAGAGGAAGCAUUCGGUCACUGGUCGGUCGGUUUGUUUGCUUGCGUGGGUGUGAAAUUGAUAGUCAGUGCGCGGUAAGCCGGCGUCAUCCGGAAACAUCUGUUUGGUGAGUCAAAGCGGCGAGGCACGCGAUGACUAGCAGCUGGGAUAAAUUUCAGCUACUGCUGUGGAAGAACUGGACCAUCCAGAAGCGGCACUACAUCCAAACUAUCUUCGAGAUAUUGAUUCCGGUGCUAUGCUGUUCGAUGCUCAUUCUUGUACGAGGACUGGUCGAUCCGGAGAUAAUUGACCACCCGACAGUGUUCAGCCCACUGCAAGCCAAUUACUUAGUCAUCCCUGAAAUUACUACGCCUCCGGUUAUUCCCAAGAUUGCGUAUUCACCGAAAAAUGAAGUCUUGGAAGCCUUAUUGCAAGAUGCCAUAGACAAUCAUUUGCGGACUCAUAACAAAUUGGCUAUUGAAGGCUACCCUAGCUCUCGUGACCUGGAAGGCCUUCUUAUUCAACAGAACUACUUUGUUGGAGUGGAGUUCGAUGAUUCUCUAGCGACCGUAACUUCCCUUCCGAAGAAAGUCCACUUUUCGCUGCGUUUCCCAGCGGAGACACGGCAGUGGAGGUGGUUGUUCGGAAACUGGAGAACCAAUCUGCUAGUGGUACCGUUCUCUCCCGGAAUCCGUAACGGAAACCUCACCGAUGGCGGCAGCCCCAACUACUACGCCGAGGGGUUCAUCCCCCUUCAGGUGGCCAUAUCAGCCGCAAUCGUGGCGGCGCAUGAUCCCGAAAUCAUCACGCAGGAUGUGCAGUUGAGGCGCAUCCCCUAUCCGCCAUUCUACAAGGACGAACUGCUCCCGGCCAUGGAGCAGCUCCUCCCACUAAUCAUCCUUAUUGCGUUCUUCUACACCUGCAUCAACACGGUCAAGUACAUCACCAUCGAGAAGGAACGACAGCUCAAGGAAGCCAUGAAGAUCAUGGGCCUGUCCAACUGGCUGCACUGGACGGCUUGGUUCGUACGGUGUUUGCUGUUGCUGCUGAUCACCAUUUCGCUCGUGACGCUUCUCAUGACCGUGAGCCUCACGACCAACACGGAUCAAGCGGUUCUGCAGUACACCGAUUGGUCCGCCUUGUGGGUGUUUCUGCUGGCGUUUGCCAUCGCCACCAUCUGCUUCUGCUUCAUGAUGAGUGUGUUCUUCAACAAAGCAAACACCGCCGCGGGCAUAGCCGGCCUGAUGUGGUUCCUCCUGAUGAUGCCGUACAACAUCACGGUGCGAAACUACGACGACAUGGACACGGGAUCAAAGGUUGGACUGUGUCUGCUCUCGAACACUGCCAUGUCCUACGGAGUGCUAAACAUCGUCCGCUUCGAGGGCAACCAAGCUGGACUGCAGUGGUCCAAUAUGUUCACCCCGUCGACCAUGAACGAUGGCCUGAGCGUUGGAGUGAUCAUCAUCAUGCUGCUGGUCGAUGCUCUGAUCUAUCUGGGCAUUGCGCUGUACUCUGAGCAGGUCAUGCCCGGGGAGUUUGGCGUCGCCAAACCUUGGUACUUCUUGUUUACCAGCGAGUUUUGGAAGCGCAAUAAAGUUGGUGAUGCGCAUGGAAGUCAGAACGGCCUUGUGAAGCCGAUGCAAUCGAAGUUCAUCGAAGAGGAUCCACCGAUCGAGAAGGCAGGAGUUAAGAUUCGCCACUUGCGUAAGGUUUACGACAAAAAGGUUGCCGUCGAUGGUCUGGAUCUGAACAUGUACGAAGAUCAGAUUACGGUGCUUUUAGGACACAACGGUGCUGGGAAGACAACCACGAUGUCGAUGUUGACGGGAAUGUUCUCUCCAAGUUCGGGGACAGCGCUGAUCAAUGGCCAUGACAUAAGGACGGAUAUUGAAGGAGUUCGCCGAUCAUUGGGGUUGUGCCCGCAGCACAAUGUGCUGUUUAACGAGCUGACAGUGGCUGAACAUGUAAAGUUUUUUGCCAAGCUGAAGGGGGUUAGAGAUGGCGACGUGGCAGCUGAAGUUGAGAAAUACGUAAACUUAUUGGAGUUAACGGACAAAAUGAACGCUCAGUCCCGAACUCUGUCGGGUGGCAUGAAGCGGAAGCUGGCUGUAGGAGUUGCGUUGUGUGGAGGUUCGAAGGUAGUUCUAUUGGAUGAACCCAGCUCAGGAAUGGAUCCCUCGGCGAGAAGGGCUUUGUGGGAAUUACUACAGAAGGAGAAGCUUGGCAGAACCGUUCUGCUGUCAACCCAUUUCAUGGAUGAAGCCGAUGUGCUUGGGGAUAGGAUCGCUAUCAUGGCUGAGGGACAACUCAAAGCCGUUGGGUCACCGUUCUUCUUGAAGAAGACUUUUGGAGCAGGUUACAGAUUGAUUUGCGUUAAAAAAGCGAACUGUGACAAAGAUCGCUUGCUGGAGAUUCUGAAGGGGUAUAUACCUGAGGUUGAGGUUGAAACCGAUAUUGGGUCCGAAUUAACGAUGGUCUUGCGAGAGGAUUACGUUCAGAAAUUCAAACCGAUGUUGGAGGACUUAGAGGACAACAUGGAGUCCUGUGGCAUAUCCAGCUUUGGAAUUUCGUUGACAACAAUGGAAGAAGUAUUUCUCCGGUCCGGGACUGACAGUUUCGAGAAAGAAUCCUUGGAGAACGGAACAGUCAUCCAUACAGCUUCCAGUGAAUAUGCCUUGGACAACCUACAUCUGCUCACGGGAAAACAUCUGCUAUUCAACCAGAUCAAAGCGCAGUUCCUGAAGAAGUCCUUAGUCACGAUCCGCAGCUUGAUAACCCUUUCCAUGCAGAUUCUAAUACCCAUCGUAUUCGUGUUGAUGACCUACAUCAUCAUUUUGAAUUCCUCUGCUAAUCAAGACUUGCCGGCUCUAGAUAUUAAACUAGAGUCCUACACUCACUCGGUGACAGUUGUACAAGAUCAACAGUCCGACGUUUCUAUUAUACAAGCGUACUCUGCCUUGUUCAACAGCCUCAGCCCGAACCACCAGCUUAUCGUAACGAAGGAGGACAUGAACGACUUCAUUCUCAAUAAGUCUCUCGAAACAAUCGCAACCGUCAAUACACGGUAUUGGGUGGGUGCCACCCUGAAUACCACUAGUCCGACCGCUUGGUUCAACAACAAGGCUUUUCACUCGGCCCCGCUAUCCAUCAACCUACUGUUCAACGCACUUCUAAAAUCUACCUGCCAAGAGUGUGAUAUUCAGGUCACCAAUAAACCACUUCCGUUCCAGUUAAUGACUCGCUUCGAUCAGUUGGAAACCGGAGCCAAUUCAGGCUUCCAACUGGCCUUCAAUACAGGUUUCGCUAUGGCCUUCGUGGCUGCCUUAUACAUAAUGUUCUACAUCCGCGAGAGAACCACUCGCUCUAAGUUGCUGCAGUUUGUAAGUGGCGUCAACGUUGCCCUCUUCUGGGCCAUAUCUUUCAUCUGGGACUAUUUGGUGUUCGUCGUGGUGAGUCUGUUCUAUCUGGCUUCGGUAGCGGCUAUUCAGCAAGACGGGUGGUCAAACUUUGAACAGCUUAGUCGAGUUUUUCUGGUAUUGCUGCUGUUUGGGUUUGCAGUUAUUCCGACGACUUAUCUGUUUUCGUACCUGUUUGACGUACCGGCGACCGGAUUCGUCAAAAUGAUGCUCCUGAACAUCUUAUCCGGUUCCGUGCUGUUCACGGCGGUUACUUUGCUGAAGUUCGACGGAAUUGACCUGCAGGAUGUGGCCAAUGUGCUGGAGUGGGUGUUCAUGGUGUUUCCCAACUUUGUGCUUAGCCACAGCUUGAACAAUCUGAACAUGGUGGCAAGUACGGAGGAUUUAUGUGCGAAACAGUGCGCGUUGAUUCCGAUGUGUACGAAAGAGUUGCUGUGUAUGUUGGUGCCACAGUGUUGCGGACAGGAGAUCUUCACAUUUGACGAGGGAGGAAUCAAUAGGAACUUGCUGUUCUUGGUGGGAAUCGGAAUUGUUUCAUUCGGUUUGAUCAUGUUCAUUGAAUUUCGAGUUUUCAAGAGGAUCUUCGAUCGUAAGGUAACAGUAAGUGAUGCUGGAAAUGACUCUGAGUUAGAUUCGGAUGUCCUGGAAGAGAAACGCAGGAUAGCUGCUAUGAGUCAAUCGGAAAUCAACACUUAUAAUCUCGUGUUAAAAGAUCUUUCCAAGUAUUACAAGAAAUUCAGAGCGGUGAACAAUCUAUCCGUGGGAAUACGUCACUCGGAGUGCUUCGGAUUGUUAGGAAUCAACGGAGCUGGAAAGACGUCCACGUUCAAGAUGAUGACGGGAGAUGAGAGCAUCUCAGGUGGCCAAGCUUGGGUAAACGGAAUCAGUCUUCAGACGAAUAUGAAUCGAGUUCAUCAACAGAUCGGCUACUGUCCGCAGUUUGAUGCUUUGCUAGAGGACAUGACCGGUAGAGAGACUCUCAAGAUGUUCGCUUUGCUUCGUGGUGUGAAAAAUGCGGAGCUAAACAGCGUAUCGUUGGCGUUGGCAGAAGAGUUGAACUUCCUGAAGCAUAUCGACAAGAAGACGAGAGCUUACAGCGGAGGUAACAAGCGAAAGUUGAGCACAGCACUGGCCUUGAUCGGGAAUCCAGCGGUAGUUUACCUGGACGAACCUACCACUGGAAUGGAUCCGGGUGCGAAACGACAAUUCUGGAAUGUGAUAUGUAAGAUUAGGGAGGCGGGUAAGGCGAUCGUCUUGACUUCACACAGUAUGGAGGAAUGCGAGGCGCUCUGCACUCGGCUGGUCAUCAUGGUCAACGGAGAGUUCAAGUGUUUAGGAUCAACGCAACAUUUAAAGAACAAAUUCUCUGAAGGGUUUCUGCUGACUGUCAAGGUAAAACGGGAACCGAUGGAGAAUCUACGUGCAAGGGUGGACUGGGUGAAACUUUUCGUAGAUCAAAAAUUCAGUGGAGCAGUAUUAAAGGAAGAGUAUUUGGACUCGCUCAGCUUCCUCAUUCCACGGACGGACCUCCGAUGGUCUGCGAUGUUCGGUCUGAUGGAAUCGGCCCGGAAUGAGCUGGAAAUCGAAGACUAUGCGUUGGGGCAGACCUCGCUGGAACAAGUAUUUCUUUAUUUUACCAAAUACCAACGAGAAGAUCAAUAAACGAACAAAGUCGCAUUUACUCGAACAAACAA
Molecule: messenger RNA, 5446 nt
Organism: Aedes aegypti (yellow fever mosquito)
Lineage: Eukaryota; Metazoa; Arthropoda; Insecta; Diptera; Culicidae
Product: ATP-binding cassette sub-family A member 3
Exons: 8
Coding region: 489-5414 (1641 amino acids)
Biological process (GO): lipid transport; transmembrane transport
Cellular component (GO): membrane; intracellular membrane-bounded organelle
Molecular function (GO): ATP binding; lipid carrier activity; ATP hydrolysis activity
Source: RefSeq, a predicted model, not a curated record